AUGGAGUUAUUCUCAGUAAAUAAACAGGUUGAACAUCCUCUUACUGAAAUGCUGACGAAUGUGAAUCUUCCUGCUGCCCAAUUACAAAUUGCUAUGGGUGUACCAUUACACUGUAUUAGUGAAGUUCGUUUAUAUUGCGGCUUUAGUCGCUAUGGUACUGACAAAAUUCCAUUUGAGGGUCGUUUUAAAACUGAUAAACAUGUUGUAUCAGUGCGUAUUACUAGUGAAGAUCCCGAGGAAAAUUUCCAACCUACAUCUGGAGAAAUCAAAAAUCUUAACUUUCGCUCAUCUCAAUUUGUUUGGGGGUACUUUUCUCACGUUGGGGCUGGCUCUCUUCAUGAAUUUGCGGAUUCGCAAUUCGGUCAUCUUUUUGCUAGUGGAUCUACUCGGCACCUUGCUAUUUCAAAUAUGUUAAAUGCUCUAAAUGAACUGCAGUUACAAUCGCAAUUUCCGGUUACUGUGCCUUAUCUAAGAUUGCUUUUCAAAGAUCCAGAUUAUGAGGAAAAUAAUAUUGAUACUACCUGGCUGGAUCGCCGAAUUGCUGCAAAAAAGCAUACAGUUGAACAACCUCCUCUUCCGCUGGCCAUCGCUUAUGCUUCAAUGCUUAUCGCUCAUUCUCGUAUAACGGAAGCCUUUAGCAAUUUCAGCAAUUCUAUCAGCCGUGGCCAAAUAUUGCAACCCUCAGAUUUAACUGAAACCCAUCAAAUUGAAUUAAUAAAUAACAAUGUCAAGUACAGUGUUACUGUAACUCGCUCCGCCACGUUUGAAUACAUAGUUAAAAUGAAUGGCCGUUGUGCAUUUAUUGUUUUUGAAAAAGAAAACGAUCCAACGGUUCUUCGCUCAUCAUGCGCUGGUAAACUGCUAACGUAUGAAGCAGAAGAUGGUCAAUUGUUGAAACCUGGGCAGUUAUAUGCUUCUAUGGAGAGUAUGAAAGUUGUGCUAGAUAUGCGAGUUAAAAAGGUUGGUGGUCGCUUUAAACGAGUUGCACAAAUUGGUCAAGUUUUGCAUCCUGGAACUCUUGUCGCUCUACUUAAUGAUCAAGACAAUAUAUCUUUUCUCAAACCAGUUGAUUUCGAGGAAUGUUUUCCUGAAUGGAUCAUGGAAACAGUCAGAUUCUUGCCGAUCAAUUUCCUCUUUUCAGACGUUAUUCAAAGAGUGCGAAAUGUAUUUGAUGGAUAUUGCAAAUCUGUUCCAACUUUUGCUGACCAUAUUGAUUCAUUAGUUGAAACAUUAUUUUCUAUUCUUAAUGAUUCUGAUCUUCCACAUGAGCAAAUGCGCCAAGUAGUUGCUGUUUUAAAGCAUCGCAUUAGUGCAGAUAUGUAUAAAGAACUUAUCAACUUCAUCGACCCAAAUUAUGACUUUCCUGCAAAAGCCAUUAAAAAAAAGAUCAAUAAUUAUCUAGACUCGCUUUACCCACAAGAUCUCAGUACUGAGCAGCUAAAAUUUGCUCCCAUUUUAUUAAUAUGUGAUAAAUAUGAAGACGGUGGAGAAGGCCACAGCGCACAUGUGUUAAAAGAACUUUUAGGAUAUUAUUAUCAAGGCGAACAGUAUUUUCAAAAUUUUCAGUAUGAUAAAUGCGUCUCGCAGUUGCUUUCAGAGGUAAAAGAUACUGAACGUUGUGUGCGCAUUAUUUAUUCUCAUACUCGUGUGAAAGAAAAGAAUCUAUUAGUAAUAAAAUUGCUGAAGCGUGCAAGCAGAAGUCGUCGUUUAAUAAUGUCAUUAUCAUCUAUUCUUGAAAAAUUCGCAGAUUUCACCAAAAAUGAAUAUUCUGAAUUAGCCCAUCUGGCAAGAAAAUUGCUAAUUGAGGCCGAGACACCAACUUACACUGAAAUUAAAAUUAGAGGUUCUUCCCCUGGUCCAGCAAAUUUGGAGAAGUACGAUAUACUUUUUGAAACAUUUGAUAGUAGUUAUCAAUCGGUGCUAAAAUAUUUGACAGAUUGUUGCGGUGUCCCAGAGUCUUCAAUUCAAAGACUGAACGACGGAGGUCAUUUGAACGACGUACGAUUUUCUCUACGUGUACAAAAGAUAGCGUAA
Molecule: messenger RNA, 2034 nt
Organism: Dracunculus medinensis (Guinea worm)
Lineage: Eukaryota; Metazoa; Nematoda; Chromadorea; Rhabditida; Dracunculidae
Source: the annotation of a GenBank genome assembly